CAAGAGAAUCAUUACCCUUGGGGCCCCAGGGGUCAUAACCAGUGCAACUGUGAGAGCCCCAAACACAAACAGAGUGCAGUGUGUUUAUUGUAAUGAAAUAUUCUUGUUUGCAGUUACAAGAACAGCUUUGGCGAGAUGUUCAAACUGUAACAGAGUUUCUGCAGUGGAGUCAAGUUUCAUCAGGACCAGAUGUAUAAUAUAUGCAAUUUUAGGGCUGGUGUUUCUAGGAGCUGGUAUCGGUGUAACGGUUGGUACAUAUGAGUUGGCGGCAGACUCCGGUGGAAUUUAUACUGUAUGGGUUGGUGCGUUUGUGAUUGGCGUAUUGUUCUUAGUCAGAGCUACAUACAUGGGUAUGAUCAGAACAAGCACUGUGAUUGGGCCAGCAGUUUAAGGUGGUAUAGUGGGCGUGUGGUGGGCCUGUUGUGGGCGUGUGCAAAAAAAGACUUUGGAUAUUAUUCCUCACUACAUUUAUACUAUUGUCAUAUUGUUACAAUUUUUGUUGAUCAAAUCAAAGUCAUGAUGUGACACUGUUAAAAAAGAAAUAAUAACUUACCCUACUGAUAUUUCCUGAACUUAGACUUGUCCAACUUUUCAAUUUUAUUUUGAAUCAAACCACUAUCACUUCUAGGGAUAUUGGGAUAAAAAUUUGGAAGUUUGUUGGUCAACUGAAGAUACUGGUGAGGCAUGAAUGUGCAGACUGACCUGGCUCUUUACAGGUAGCAUUGUUUUGAAACUUUGUUUCAUACAUUGUAUUAUAAUUUUAUGAUAGCUUAAUGGCAAGUGUACAUAGCUAAACUAAAUUGACAUGCUGUCCCUCACAACAUUCUUUUUUAAUUUAUAUUUACCAAUUUUCUGAACCUUUGUCGAUUGAACGUCCAUAGUUUAACAGGGCUUUUAUUUUCAAUAAUGGUGCCAUGUUCCAUCCUGUUUAUUCUGUGACCUGUCACCUUGGAUAUUUCUCUACUUCCAGUUUUAAUAAAUGUAAUUUCCAUAGUGAGAAAAAUCAAGAUAGGGUAAUUGUACUGUUAAAUAAAAAUCAGUAAAAAUAAAGUAGUUGGUAAUUGUCUGAGAAGGGAUACAUUUGGGAUUUUGAAAAAUCUAAAUCAUAGCCACCUGUUUGUCAGUCUGCACAAAAAUGCUUGAUUUUUAUGAAGAGCAAUGGUAAAUUGAUCAGGAAGGUAGGGGGUUGUAAUUGUAUGAAGAAAUAAUUUCAAAUAUUACUGUUUACUUGUACUGAUUUACUAGCAUUUAUAUAAAGAGUACAAAAAACACAUUUUGUUAUUAAAUUCUAAUAGUGUGAUAUGUUUAUAUGUAUGUUUAUGUACGUUUCAUAUUUAUAAGUUGUUUUUAUAUAGAUACAUUUAGAAUAUUUUGUGUCAAAACAAUACUUUCAUUCUAUUGGGCGAAUUGAGUACAUUUAAACCUGAGAUUAUGUUACAUUUUCCGGAUAUUGCCGUUAAGUUUAUACUUCUAUAUUAAAGUGUUCUAUUUUCUUUAUAUUGUGCCAAGUUCUUGAGUUGCCAGUUGCCCCUCACUGCUGUGUGUUACGGUCUCACCAAGGUUGUUAACAACUUUUGAGUGUCCAUUCAACAGACACUUUUGUAUGUUCAUUCAACAGACAAACUGGAAAGAUUGCAUAUGACUUACCUAUAACUUGUUGUUGCUUUAAAGAUAGUAAUGUAUUGUUUGCUAUGCAGAUAUCUUUCAGUUCUGUGAAACUAUGACAGUGAAAAUAGAUAUAAAUUUUCUUUGCAUUAUUAUGAAAUAUUGCAAGAUUUUACAUAUGACCUUCUUUAUGAAAUUUUUGCACAGCUGGACUUGUACAAUGCAAUACAUGUAGUAUACUAUUAGUUGUUAAGAUUUUCAACAUGUUAUAAGGCCCAAUAUAAAUGUUUUUUUGGAAAUAUAACCAGAGCCUCUAGGUGAGGGUUAUAUUGCAGACAACUGAUUAUAUACGGCCAUAUAACCUGUCAGAAAUAAUUAUAAGAAAUUAAUAAUACAGUAAGCACCUUUUCUAAGAGAUAAAAGUAAGAUUUUUUCAUAAAUUGACAGCAGCCUUGUAUAUUAUUAGUUAUAAAGAUUUUUGACAGAUUAAAUGGCCCUAUAUAAAUGGUUGCUUGGCAAUAUAAACAGAGCCCCUAGGCGAUGGUGAUAAUGCAGACACCUAUUUAUAUAGGGCCAUAUAACUUGUCAGAAAUAAUUACAACAAAUCUUUAUUAUACAACAAGCAUCUUCUCUUACAGAAAACAGUAAGAGAUUUUUAUAAAUUGAUAGCAGUGGUUUAUAUAAAUCUAAACGUCACGGUUAUCCAAUGAAAAUCGGCGUUACAAACAUGCAGUCUUAUGAGACAUCAUGAUUUGAUGUUUAUUUGCUAAGUUAAAUGGUAUAUAAGAAAUAGAAUAACAAUACUAUGAAGAAAAAUGGAAUGAACAAUUUAAUGAUUUUUUUUACCCUUGGCUAUUGUUUUUAUUUUGCUUCUUUUGCUAUUAUGUACAAAAUUUAGAUAUUUAAGUACUAGUUUAUUGAAAUAUUCGAAUUGGGUUUGCAAUAUUAUCAAUUUGACCUAAAGAAAUAUUUAAAUGAAUUGAAGUUUUAUGGUCAUUUGUCUGCCAAUGUCUGUUAGUUUCACAUUAAUAAAAAUAAGCAAUUAUCUUUCAAUUAGUGCUUGUAUAAUAUAAAUGCUUGCUCUUUGUCUAAAGUGCUAAAAUGUGUGUUUUAUGUUAAAUUAUGUUAAAUUUUUAGAGCUGCUCUUUUUUUACACAAUGUGCAUAUUUUGUUGAUAAAACUCAUUUCCUAAUAAAACAAUGUAUUUUAUUUUAUAAAUGUGAUACUCAA
This is a messenger RNA of Ruditapes philippinarum (Manila clam), 2835 nucleotides long. RefSeq names its product type 2 phosphatidylinositol 4,5-bisphosphate 4-phosphatase-like. Gene Ontology annotation, biological process: phosphatidylinositol dephosphorylation. Gene Ontology annotation, cellular component: late endosome membrane; phagocytic vesicle membrane; plasma membrane. The record is from RefSeq and is a predicted model, not a curated record. Gene Ontology annotation, molecular function: phosphatidylinositol-4,5-bisphosphate 4-phosphatase activity. Lineage: Eukaryota; Metazoa; Mollusca; Bivalvia; Venerida; Veneridae.